Effrenium voratum is the source of this 1041-nucleotide messenger RNA. NCBI's taxonomy places the organism in Eukaryota, Dinophyceae, Suessiales, Symbiodiniaceae. The record is from the annotation of a GenBank genome assembly.
AUGGCCUCGCCUUCCCACCGCAUCGCGCAAGCCUUGCAGGGCCUGGCUGGGCCAGGUGGCAAGGUGGAACGAUGUAUGCUGCUGGAGGCACUGUGUAGCAUUGAGCCUUCCUGGACAGAUGCAGACCUGCUGAAGAUUCUGCAAGCUGCUGGUAUGCCCGCAGACGAGCCUAUCAGCUGCGAUGCCUUCCUUAGCUUCCUUUUCGAGGAGUCUGCAGCAGAGAGGUCGCUGGCAGAUGCCAAGACGCGGUUCCCACAGCUCGGGGAGAUUCCUGAGCUGCCACGCAUCACUGACGACAUGACGGUGGAAUUCCUCACCGAUGUCGAGGGCAACUGGGAUUACUUUGUGCACUUCGUGUCGCUGAGCCAAGUGCUGCACUGGUCGGGCCCGGAACGGGGCGCCUGGGGCCCCGGGGAGCUCAUGCUUCGCGACCAAGGGUACUUCGUCUUUGGAGGAGAUGCUGUGGACAAGGGUCCAGGCGACAUUCGGGUCGUGAAGACCCUGCUGUCACUCAAGCGCCGGUAUUGGUCAAGAGUGUUCAUUGUCUUGGGCAACCGGGACCUUUGCAAGCUGCGCUUCUUCGCUGAGCUGCAAGACGGGGAGGAUGGCAGCGCCUUCGAAGCGAAGGGCGGCGCCUACUGGAUACCUGAUCCAAAGCCUUCCCCAGACUACGAGACCUACGUUCAGAUGCACGGCCUCGAGCGGGGCCACGUGAGCACUGUAAAGUGGAUAUUGGACUGCAACAUGGGCUGUCAGAAGACCACCUUCGGGGCAAGGAGGCAUGAGUUGGCCCUCCUGGGCGGUGAGGGCUCUGACGAAGCAGUCGUCUGGAGCUACCGCGAUUCUGUGGAUCCAUAUGGCUCAGAUCCAUGGAUGCUGGACCUCCUACGUGUGGGGCAGCUCGCCGUGAUCUUGGGGGACUCCCUCUUCGUGCACGGGGGUUUGUACGAGGAGGCCAUCGGGGCGAUGCCCGGCGAGGCACCGGCAGUUUCUCGGCUCAAAACCGUGGCCAGAGGGGCCAUGGCAAGUGGGACCGAUUGA